AAAAUGCGUACAACGCAACUCACAACUACGACUUCUAGUCCGCAAUUCAGUUUCCUCCUAAUCGUGUUUGAUAAAUACGACUUAUUAAUCAGUUUUUCCAAGUCUCGUCUGUAUAUUCGUACGUGCAAGGUGCGUUGUCUUGCUCCUUCAUCCCUUGACGAGUCUCUUUAUUUUUCAUAUUAUUUCUUUUUCUUUUUCUUUCAACGUUAACGUUACACCUCUCUGGCUCUCUCUCUAAUUUUGGUAGCUAUUUCCCCCUCCUCCUCUCUCUCUAUUCACUAUUCCACCAUCAGAUCUGGUAUACUGGGAGGAGGGUGGUAUAAUCACACCUCAUCAGAAUCACUUGAAGGGUGCUCGUUUUUUAUAGAGUACCUGGCCUGCUAAGUGUACUCCAAAAUGAAGAAGGCCUUUGGUCAAACUGUGAGAGACAUCAAGCGAGGGGUGAACAAAAAAGUUCUUAAGGUCCCUUCAAUAGAACAAAAAGUGCUUGAUGCGACUAGCAAUGAGCCCUGGGGUCCUCAUGGAUCACUUCUUGCAGAUAUAGCUCAGGCUUCAAGAAACUAUCAUGAGUACCAAAUGAUUAUGGCUGUAAUUUGGAAGCGUAUCAGUGAUACUGGAAAGAACUGGCGGCAUGUGUACAAGGCUUUAACUAUUUUGGAUUAUUUAGUAGCCUGUGGGUCUGAGCGCGUCAUAGAUGAAAUAAGGGAACAUGUAUACCAGAUAUCUACAUUAUCCGAUUUUCAAUACAUUGACUCUAGUGGAAGAGAUCAAGGAAGCAAUGUGAGAAAGAAAUCUCAGAGUCUUGUCGUUCUUGUAAAUGAUAAGGAGAGGAUCCAAGAAGUCCGCCAAAAGGCAGCUACCAAUAGGGACAAAUUCCGCAACACAUCAGUGGGUGAUAUGCAUCAACCUGGUUCGUAUUCAAGUUCAGGAGGGUACGGUGACAGAUAUGAAGAGGAUCGUUAUGGAGGCAGAGAUGAAGAGAGAAAUGGUUAUGGAAGAGAUGAGGAAAAAUAUGGCAGGUAUGGUGACUCAUACAGCCGUGAUGGGGAUCGCUAUGGUAGAGGUUAUGAUGAACGUAGCCGAGAUGGAAACAGGGAUGAUGAUCAUCGUGGAAGAAGUCGAAGUGUAGACGAUUAUAGUUAUGACUCAAGAAGUAGGAGCUCUGACAGAGACAGAAAUCGUGCUUAUGAUGAUGAUGGUCAAUAUUCUUCUAGAGGAAGUGGUGCAAGGGCUGAGGAUCGUUCUCAAGAUGGAAGUGUUACUGAUAUGCGGCUAGAAAGAAGGUUUUCUGAACAAAACCUUGAUGCACCUCCCAGUUAUGAGGAAGCUAUCGGUGCAUCACGAAGCCCCACACAUAGUGAAAGGAAUGGGGAAACACCUUCAGCAUCUGCUCCUAAAUCUUCUUCUCCUCAUUCAAUUGGGAGUCCAAACCAAGCAACCACCCCUGCUCCUGCUCCAACUGCUGCUUCAUUGCCCACUCCA
Messenger RNA from Nicotiana tabacum (common tobacco), 1482 nucleotides. The record is from RefSeq and is a predicted model, not a curated record. Lineage: Eukaryota; Viridiplantae; Streptophyta; Magnoliopsida; Solanales; Solanaceae.